AUGACGGCUAGGGCUUUGGAGGGUGAUUUUAGGGUUUUGGGUGAGGAAGUGCAGGAUGAGACUAUGGAAGAGAUCGGGGAGCAUGGGAGACCGCCCGGAGAUCCACCGGAUGCUCCAGGCUCUUGGGUGAAGAAGGUAUUAGGGUGCAAUGAAGGAGGCAUGCAUGUACCGGAGGAGAUUGUGGACGAGACUUUUGUGGAAGCAAAUCUGAAACUGGAGUUCCCUAAUGGUGAGGAUGGAGAACCGGUGAUAACGAUUGGAGAGGAGGUUUUGAGUGCUAUGAAUAGUUUAUGGAAGAGAUGUAUGAUUGUUAAGGUCUUGGGGAGGAGUAUCACAUUAUUGAGCUUAACGAGAAGGUUGAAGGAGCUAUGGAAACCUGCGGGAUCAAUGUUUGUGAUGGAUCUCCCGAAGAAUUUUUUCAUGGUUCGUUUUGGAGUAGAGGAGGAGUAUAUGAAUGCGUUAUCAGGUGGCCCAUGGAGGGCUUUUGGGAGUUACCUUAUGGUGCAAGCAUGGACGCCCGAGUUUGAUCCGCUGAGGGACGAGAUAGUUACGACACCGGUUUGGGUUCGUUUAGCACAUAUCCCAGUUAAUUUUUAUCAUAAAACGAUACUGAUAGGGAUUGCCAAGGGGUUAGGAAAACCGAUCAAGGUGGACUGUACCACGUUAAAAGUCGAAAGAGCUAGAUUUACGAGAAUUUGUGUGGAGGUUAACCUUAAUAAGCCAUUGAAAGGGACAGUGAUGAUUAAUGGUGAGAGGUACUGCAUAUCAUAUGAAGGAAUCUCGAUGAUCUGCUCGUCAUGUGGUAUGUAUGGACAUCUAGCCUGUUCAUGCCCACGUAAGGUACUGGAGAAAACUCCUAUAAAUGCGGUUGUUCCAGUGGAAAGGACACAAAAGAGUACGGAGGUUGCAGGUAUGGAUACAGAUUUUAUCCUAGUGAGACAGGCGAGGAAAGGCCUAACUCAGAAUGGGCAGAGAAGAGUUACACUGCGGAGUAAUGAAAGUAGGGAGAUGGUAGGAAACAAGACGUUGAUCGGUAGUAAAAGUCGGGGGGAUCGUCAAGAGAGUAUGUCGGAGGAGAUAAGGGUUUCGAAUAGGUUUGGAGGGUUGAAUGUGGAGGAGGAUAUGGAGGAACAAGUGGAGGAGAGUGGGAAUAGAGAAGAGAAUAAAGAAAAUGAGAAUACUACUAAUAUAGUUUCUGAAGGAGCGAGCAAAGAGACUGGAAAGGAAUUCUCGUUUGGAAACAAUGGGAACAGAGGGAACCGACAGCCUGCUCGAUUGGGUCCAAAAGAUAAGAAGAUUAGCAACAUGAGAGGCCCAAAUCCUCAUAAGACCAAACUGAGAAAUGUUGGGCCUAUGCGGGGUUUGGUGUUUGGCCCAAUAAGUGGGGAGAGUGGCUUAUCGGCGAGAGGGAAGAGACUACGAGUAGAGAAGGAAAAUGUCGGCCGACCAGAUGGUGUUUUCGCAGGAGAUGGGGAGCUAGACAGAAAUGAGAAGAAUUCUGGGCAUGUGUACGAUAAAAAUAACACUCAUGUGCAAUUUUCAGAGAUGGAGAAUCUGGAAUUGAAUGAGGCAGAAGCUAGUGCGAGCCAAGAACGAGAAGUCCUGGAGAGUGUGGAGACAUAA
This is a messenger RNA of Brassica napus (rape), 1623 nucleotides long. RefSeq lists its product as uncharacterized. Bases 1 to 1623 code for a protein of 540 amino acids. Gene Ontology annotation, molecular function: nucleic acid binding; zinc ion binding. The transcript has a single exon. Lineage: Eukaryota; Viridiplantae; Streptophyta; Magnoliopsida; Brassicales; Brassicaceae. The record is from RefSeq and is a predicted model, not a curated record.